Stegodyphus dumicola is the source of this 4576-nucleotide messenger RNA. RefSeq lists its product as uncharacterized. The record is from RefSeq and is a predicted model, not a curated record. Lineage: Eukaryota; Metazoa; Arthropoda; Arachnida; Araneae; Eresidae.
UAUAUCUGACCCACAAAGAGAAACAGAGCGGCCGAAAAGAGAAAAAGUAAUCAUUAAAUAAUGUAAAAAAAAAAAAGAAAAGAAAGAAAGCUAUCAUUCCUUUUUUUAAUAGCAUCUCCCCCCAUUUCGAUUCUCGUGUCCUAGAAAGCGACUUCACCAUUGGAGGAAGCCACAGGUGCCUCACGUGACGUCACAGAUAACGGAACCGAGGGAGAAUGGAAACAUGGUUUAGUUCUACAAACCUUACGGAUUAUUGCUGUGUUCGAACAUCUUAUCUAUCGGAGUUAACAGAAGUGGAAUUGCUUAGUGUGUGGCCUUAUAGGAUCGCCGGCUUUUGGGGAACAUUCAGCACAGCAACGAAGAGGAUUCAAUUUAUUUCCAAAUUCAGCUGCGAAUGUAACCCACCUGCCGACUGUCGAAGCCGACUCGGUGUGUUGUCCUGAGUUUGCCUCAUAAGCUGAAGCCGCUAUUUCCGCCGCCUGCUGAAAUACGUUUUUGUGGUUCUUCAUUUUUUGCGCAACUGGCGGCUCUCUGUCCUGAAUGAGUUACGGAUUCCCACCUAUCGUCGAAAGAUUAGGGAUAACAAAAACGAAUACCAUAUCUUUUGUGUCCUGAUCAGCGGCUAGGAGAUUUUGGAAAUAAUCAAGUCUAGUAACGUUUCAUGAAACCUUGCAAUGUGGGCUUUGCGCCCCACUUAUUAUGACAACAAUGAUAUGCCCAUUGAUUUGCGCAAGAAAGUUGUACUUCAGAGAGACUUAGAAGAGCAAAAGGAAUCCCGCAGGACGGAAAAUGCCUAUGCCCCGAAACAAAAUUCUGCAAACAAUUAUCAUGAGAGAUGGCAACAGCCAACAGUGUUGCCAGUGGGCAAUCUCUAUCCUUUCAUGUCCGAGAGGUAUGGUGUAAGAUGCUCACUAGUCAAUUCCGAAGAGAACAAAGAAAAGCCCCAUGAACUUAGAUCUGGAAGCCGUGGAACUCUCGAAACAGCCAUACGGAAGCUGCAUCAUAAUAAAUUCAAACAAGCAGUUGAUAAUCCAAGAGAAGAACGAUGCAGAUCUACCGGUGCACUGGACAACCAAGAAAAGAACAAGAGACUUCGCAGAUCAAAUAGUUGUCCGGACCUGGCUAAUUUUAAAUUGAAAACACCUCAAAGCCAGUAUGUGCUUGAUUAUACCGAGAGGACUGUUUCUUCAGAACAGAAGAUUAAUUCAGUAAACAAUAUACAUCAGAUACAUGACAUUCAUGUCAAUACACCAAUAAUUGGUGGUGCUAAAAAGAGAAAAUCAUUUGUACCUAUUUAUGGUGAUAGUAGAGAACCUUCACCAAAAAAACUGCCAAAAUCACCCACUGAGCACUCACCUUAUGAAGAAUAUUCGUCUCAUACAGAGGUUCUGCUGAGGAGACAGUUACAACAACAGAGUACUCCACCAUAUCUAUUGCAUGUAUACGACUACUAUCAGCAGCUAGUUCAGCGACUUCGUGAGCAUUCUUCUACAGCUGUUCAUUUACAUCCACCAAUCUCACCAACUCCAGCUGAUGAUGAUUUGCCUUCUGAUGCUCAAAGGAAAAGACCAUGCCGUGCCUUAACAGGAAAGCAUGUAAGGCAGGGUACAGGGGCCAGCAUUUCUACACUUCUUACUUUACGGCAAAAAAUUCAAGAGAGACAAAAAGCCAAAGAACAUCAACCAAGAAAUGUUCUCAAUGGCACUAAUAAAAACAUAUGUGCAAAAAAGAAUAACCCCAAAAAACCAAAACAAAAUGUUAAAAGCACGUUAAACAAAAUUCAAAACUGUUAAGAUGUUACUUUUUUAUUGUGUUUGAAAUCAUAAUUUGUUGACGAUGCCAAUUACAUUCUAACACUCUGAAUCUUUCUAGGGUCCUUCAAAAAAAAAAAAAAAAAAAAAAAAAAAAAAAAAUCAUUUUGUGGACUAUUAUAGGAAAACUAGUGAUAAUGUAAUGAAAUAAAGUUAUUUCAUGCUUUCAUACAUGGUUAAUUAUGUAUGAAAAACCACCUUAUGCUUCAAGAUGUAAAUAAGCAUCCAAAAUAUAAGUGUUCUUUCGCAUACCAGCUGCAGCAUAAAAGUCUACAAAAUGAUAUUUUAAAUGUUAAUAUUAACCAUGAAAACUUCAUGAUUGAAAAUUUGAAUUGUGUUGUCUUAACACUGUGAGUGGCAUGGCUUUUUGAAUCUGCUCAUGAAGACCAAACAACAUGUAUUAGCUAAAUUUUUAUAAUUACUUAUUUAUCUGUUUCACAAACUUCCAUUCUUACAUCAUUAAAGGAAGCAAGGGAAAAAAUGUAUAUAAUUAUAAGCUAAUAAAGUGAAAAAAAAUCUCAUGCCACUCAGGGGUUAAUUUAGAUAUAAGCUAUUGUAAUAGUUAAAAAUUCUUUUAAAAAAUACUUCAGAGAAGCAGUACAAGUGACAGUUCUAUAAUAUAUAUCUAUAUUUUAGUUUUGUCACAUGACAUUAAAGUGAUUAUACUUUUUAGAUUUGUUGGACAUACAUACAAGAAGAUAUUUUAAAUAUUAGCAUGUAAAUUUUUAACAUGAAAAUUAAUAUGAAGCUAUUGUCUGCAAAUGUUUUUAGAUUCUUAAAUUAUUUCUCUGCGUUUAAAAAAAUUAAUUAAAUGUUUUUAUUUGAAUUUUUACGCUGCAAUUGCAAAAAUUUUUUUGAGUGUAAUUAAAGAAAACUUAUUCAGUUUUUUUCAGAACAUGUAUUGAAACACAAUCCAAAACUUUCAAAACAUUGGAGUUUUCUGAAGUGAUCAUAGAUAUUAAUAAGCUUAAAUAAAAUAUGUUAACUCUCCUGUUAUUUUAAAUAGUUUACUAUUCAUGUCUGUUUAUUUUCAUAAUGAAAUCAAUGUAUAUUUACUUUUUUGGUUUUUGCUUCUUUCAUUGUUUAAUCUUAAUAUGUCAGUGUUAAAAUUUUUAAAUGACCAAAUUUGUAAACCCUAUUUUUAUUCUUAAUAUUUUAGCUGUAAAUUUCCUCCCAAUUUGAAGAUAUUUUCUAAAGAUAUGUCCCAAAGGAUUUAAGAUAUUUUCAACACUUAAUCCUCUGAGCAGCAGCAUUUUUCUUUAGGGCCACUCAUGAUGUUACUUAACUUUCAAUAUGUUUAUAUAAUAAUUCACUUUACUCUUUAUUUUAAUAACUUAUAAAUCAUUAAAGGAAUAAAAUAUUUAAAAGAAAAAUAUAUCCUACAAUAAAAAUUAUUGUGAUCAGAUAAAAGCAAUUACACUGCUCAAGAGGUUAAAUUAAUAACAUAAAUAAUAAUAAUAUGCAGUAUGUAAGGUGUUCCAUAAGCCAUUCAUCAUGGGAUAAUCAGCAGGUUUCCAAGACAUUGUCUAGGUUGUCAGAAGAGUGUUAAGUGAUGUACCUUUUAUAACCUGACUUGGUAAUAUGUUAUUUUUCCCUUAUAUAUAUAAUUGUUAGUUUAUGCUGAGAAGAUUAUUUGUCUGCAAUAUCUGAAAGAAAGGAUCCAUCAUGUGUGUGAUCAGGUUGAUCCUUAAUAAGGAAUACACUUUUGAAAUGGCACCACCAUUUGGAUCAGUGUUUAAAAGCAAGGCGAACAAUUUUCAAGAUAUUCUAUAUUCCCAAUGAUGCUGGACUUAUGAAACAUACUGAAUUUUAAAUCUGUUUAUAAACUAUAGUAUUUGUACUAUUUUUAUGAUAAAAGUUAAUGAGCUUCAAAAUUUUUUUAAUUCAGAAAAAUCAUAUUGUGUACAUUGAGAUUAUUUUAAAUUGUUGUUUUUAUGCUUAGAACAAGUAAGCAUUCAGUCUAAGUUAGAUCCUAAGAAUGAAUUGCAUGUAAUAAUUUUAAUAGGAAAAUGAUAUUCAGCCAGAAUAUAUCUAUUAUGCAAAUUCCAAAUAUAUUGCUUAUUGCUGUACCUCAUAUUUCAGUACUGUGUUAUGAAAAUCAGCUGCAGAUCACCCAUCAAUCCAAAUAUGGAAUUGUCUUUGUAAAAGCAGAGAAGAUUAUAUUAACAACUGUGCUCUAUUUAUUCAAACUUAUGUUUUCAAAUGCACUCUGGUCCCAAAACCUUGGCAUGGAACUUUUUAAAUGAGAACAUGUAAAAUCAUGAAGUGGGAGAUUUUACAAAAAACUUUUUUAUGAAAUUAUGGAAUAAAAUCAGAUGCCAGUUUAAACUUUUAUAUUUCAGAAAAGAUACUGAAAAGAUUUUGUACUUUUGUAUUUUUGCUAUGGUCACAUUUUGUGCAUUUAUAUAUAUGGCAGGAAAAAAUGUCUUCCUGAUUCAUUAUGUUGUACUGUGAAUUUUCAAAUGUAAUAUUUAUUUUUUUAAGGAAGAACAAAUAUUUUCAUAUCUAUUUAUUGAUCAUUUGGAAACCAAUGGCUUUUCAGACUGUUGCUUAAGACAUUUACAGCAAAAAGAAUUUUUCUGUCUAUAAACUGAUUGCAAAUGUGAAACAGUCUGAGUUGAUAUGGCCAUUUUAUUUAUAGUAUUCAUAUUGUGAUUUUACCUCAUGCACUCUGAAAUCAUUCCAGCAUCAAGCUAUUUAUAUCACUGCAUUUAUAAAAUAUAACAUUCCUGCUUAUAAGUAAAUAAACAUACCAUACAUACAUA